Molecule: messenger RNA, 1973 nt
Organism: Setaria italica (foxtail millet)
Lineage: Eukaryota; Viridiplantae; Streptophyta; Magnoliopsida; Poales; Poaceae
Product: dehydrodolichyl diphosphate synthase 6
Exons: 3
Coding region: 860-1771 (303 amino acids)
Biological process (GO): polyprenol biosynthetic process
Cellular component (GO): endoplasmic reticulum
Source: RefSeq, a predicted model, not a curated record
UAAUUUCAUUUUAUUAGAGGCUAACCAAGUGCUUAAGAAAGGAGAGAAGGGAGAUGAGCCUCUCUUUCUCUUGAUUUCUCCAUCCUAGGGGAGGAUGAAGGGUGAAGGCUAGAUCUAUUGUUGUAUAGAUGUUGUCCUUGUAAUUUAGUUGAAUUUAUCUCUUAAAUCCGUGGCUAAAUCUCGUAUUCUUGGAUGUUUCUUCCGUUUUUCUUUUUCGAGUUUUUCGGAGCAGUUUCGUGGGAAUUUUCAUCCUUCGUGUUUGAGCCAAAUCUCGCGAGGGUUGUUGGGGGGAAUAUGUUGCUAGGAUCCUUAUGUGCAACUUUAGUGUGAUUCCCGCCUAAAUCCCUCACGGAUUCGAUUUGAAUUCGAAGUUUUCCACGAAACCGUGUUCUUAGUAGGGCGUUCUUUGUUCUCUAAAAUUCGCGAUGGAUACUUGAGCUUUUUUAGAUCUUUCUCACGGAUCUGUUAGCCCUUGAGGUGGUGCUUCUAUUGCUCAAGUUUUAUUUUGAUUCCGUGGAGCAUUGAAGGAGUUCUUUUGAUUUGAAGUUGGUCGUGUUUCCUGUGCUGUUCAUCUAUUAUUCCGUUUCUCUCUGUCUCGGGCAGCAGGGCGUCGGGCGAAGCAGGCGGCCACCUUGCGCUGCGCACGCGCUCGCGCACGCGAGCCGCACGUGCGCCAGGCACAGCAGGCCGCGGUGGGCAGCCAGCCCAGCAGCAGCGAGCAGAGCAGUCCAGCCCAGCUCGGUGGGUUGCUCGCGGCCCAGGCGGACGGCGCCACCAGGCCGGGCGAGCAGGCCUCCAACAGCACGGCCCAGUGCGCGCACCAGGCCGGCAUCCAGACAGCUUUCCCCUCAUUGCUACAAUGGCAGGGUCACUUAUCUCUUGCUCUCCUUCAGUGGAUCUGAAGGUAGAGAAGCCUGAUGAGAUGGUCACAACUGGUGUUCUUGCGAGUCUUCAGAAUUUCCUACGCAAGUGCCUGAUAGCUGUCCUCUCAUAUGGCCCGAUGCCCAAGCACAUUGCGUUUAUCAUGGACGGUAAUCGCAGAUAUGCUAAAUUCAGAAGCAUCCAGCAAGGAGCUGGUCACAGGGUGGGUUUCUCAGCUCUUAUUGCAAAUCUGCUGUACUGCUACGAAAUGGGUGUGAAGUACAUCACGGUUUAUGCAUUUAGCAUUGACAAUUUUAAAAGGGACCCAAGUGAGGUGCAGUCCUUGAUGCAGUUAAUGGAGGAAAAGAUCAAUGAGCUAUUAGAAAACCGAAGUGUGAUCAACAAGAUUAAUUGUAAAAUCAACUUCUGGGGAAACUUGGACCUGUUAUCUGAGCCUGUGAGGGUAGCAGCUCAGAAGCUGAUGGCAAGCACAGCUGGAAACACAGGGCUCGUCUUCUCUGUCUGCAUGCCAUACAACUCGACUUCUGAGAUUGUCAAUGCUGUUAAUGAGGUCUGCGCAGAAAGGAGGGAGAUGCUGCUGAGAGAACAUGCCGGUGAUUCUGAUGAUCAAGCUGCAAAUAACGGUGUGAACUCAGAGAUUUCAGUGGCCGAUUUGGAUCGGCACAUGUAUAGUGCUGGUUGCCCAGAUCCUGAUAUCGUGAUCCGGACUUCAGGUGAGACUCGACUGAGCAAUUUCCUCCUGUGGCAGACGACGUUUAGUCAUUUGCAGAACCCAGACCCCCUGUGGCCUGAAUUCUCGUUCAGGCACCUUGUUUGGGCUAUAUUGCAGUACCAGAGAGCUUACCCUUAUCUGGAGCAGAACAGAAAUCUGGCAAAGAAGCAACUGUGAUCUUAUGUUGUCUGCAAGAAGAUUAUAGCUAUAACACAUCUAGCUUAUAUGCCAAAACAAAGGUAGCUUAUGCCAUUAUGGACCGAUUUCAGGUCAAAUGUGUCUGUCAUUGUAACUGCGUAAGUCAUUUAAGCUUAUACACAAAUCUUGUGGUCUGAAUACCAAAUUUUACUAAAUAAAGUGUCUUUUUCUCUCUCUGAAA